Messenger RNA from Lacerta agilis (Sand lizard), 6328 nucleotides. It is a transcript of the gene UBN2, whose product is annotated as ubinuclein 2. The transcript has 17 exons. The record is from RefSeq and is a predicted model, not a curated record. Gene Ontology annotation, cellular component: nucleus. Lineage: Eukaryota; Metazoa; Chordata; Lepidosauria; Squamata; Lacertidae. The coding region runs from base 22 to 4074 and encodes 1350 amino acids.
GAAGGGGGGUGGGGGGGUUAGAUGAUGGCGGAGCCGCGCCGGGUGCCGUUAAUUAGUCUGUCACCCGUGAGGCGACGAGAAGGCGAGACUCCGGUGCUCGAGCGAGAGCCUGGAGGGGGUCGCGAGGCGGAGCAGCCAUUGGUGUGUGAGGCCCUGAAACUGCCAGAACAGCCGCAGCAACAACACCACCACCUCCACCACGAUAGUGGCCGAACAGAGCCUCCACCGCAGCCCUUCGAGUCCUGCUCCCGACUGGAGUUACAGUUGGCGGUGUUACCGCGCGAGGUCAGCCGGCCUGAGCAGACGCCGAAGCCGCUGUUGCCACCUCAGCGUGAGCCUCCAAGGCCAGAGCCUCCUCCGCCGCCGCCUCCGUCGAACCAACCGUUGCAGCUCGAGAGCAACCGGCAGGAGUCGCCGCCGUCGCCCCCGCGUCAGACGGUUCGCCUGGAGUUGGUGCUGAAGGACCCCACCGAGGAGAGCUGUGUGGAGUUCAGCUAUCCCGAGUUGCUGUUGUGUGGCGAGCCCCGGAUAAAAUCUGCUUUUUCUGAAGAUCCAUUUAAUGAUGAAGAGCGUGAGAGGCAUGAAGUGGAAAUGCUGGCUAAGAAAUUUGAAACAAAAUACGGUGGAAAGACCCACAAGCAUCGGAAGGACCGUGUUCAGGAUCUAAUAGACAUAGGCUAUGGUUAUGAUGAAACUGAUCCUUUCAUUGAUAAUUCAGAGGCUUAUGAUGAAUUGGUACCCGCAUCCUUAACUACUAAAUAUGGAGGGUUUUACAUAAACACUGGGACUCUGCAGUUCCGGCAAGCAUCUGAUUCUGAAGAAGAAAACUUAACAGAAAGCAAAAAAAUUAGACCAUCUAAAGUAGUUAAACUGAAAGAUGGUGAGGACCAUGGCAUGAAGAAGCGCAAACGGAAAGAGGAAGAGGCAGAGAAGGAGAAAAAACCUCGGAAAAUGAAAGUUUCUCGGCAGUUGGGGGUAAUGGCCUUAAAUUCACACAAAUCUGAAAAGAAAAAGAAAAAGCUAUACAAGGACUCUCUUUCAGUUGCUGCAAUGCUCCGUAAGUUUCAGAAGGAGAAGGAAGCCUUUAAGAAGAAAGAAGUUAACUUGAACCCCACAGUGUCAGUGACCACCUCUACACCUAACAAAGUUCCUGCUGCUCCUGCCACUGGUGUAAAUGAUGUAUCUGACUUGAACCUUAUCAUCACAGAUCCAGUCCUUUCCAUUUUUAGCAGCACAAGUGAGCGUGAGCUCCUACAGGAAGCAGAAAUUGCCGUGGAGAUGCUGGGAGACAUUGACUUGGAUAGGUUACUAGAUGGCACUUCCAAUGGUAGCCCAGUAUCUGAGCCAUCAGGGGAGAAUGGAAAUGUCACUCAGCCCUCCCAUACCUCUGAGGUCUUGACACUGAAACAGGUGCCUGCCCUCCCAGAAGGUCUUCCAGCACACCUAGAGAAGCGCAUUGAAGACCUUAGAACUGCUGCCAAGCUCUUUGAUGAAGAAGGCAGAAAAAAAUUCUUCACACAGGACAUGAAUAAUAUAUUGCUUGAUAUUGAGUUGCAGUUACAGGAAUUGAGUCCUACCAUCCGCAGUGGAGUAUACUCUCACCUUGAGGCUUUUGUGCCGUGCAGUAAGGACACACUGAUAAAGCGCUUGAAGAAACUGCACCUCAAUGUCCAGGAUGACCGUUUGAAGGAACCAUUGCAAAAAUUGAAAUUGGCUGUCAGCUGUGUCAUGCCUGAACAACUAUACAAAUAUCAGGAAGACUGCCAUGCACACAGUCAGGCCAAGAAUGCCAAAAUGCAAGCAGAAGAUGAGCGAGACAAGAAUGCUUCUGAGGAGGAGGAGGAUGAGAAGCCAGGAAAAAGGGUUGCAGGUCCAAGAAAGAAAUUCCGCUGGGAUGAGACAGUGAGGUCAUUGCUGUGUAACCUUGUCAAGAUAAAACUGGGAUGUUAUGAGCUAGAGCCAAAUAAAAGCCAAUCUGCAGAAGAUUACCUCAAGGCCUUUAUGGAGACUGAGGUGAAGCCACUUUGGCCGAAAGGCUGGAUGCAAGCUAGGAUGCUCUUUAAAGAGAGUCGAAGUGUUCAUAAUCAUCUUACAUCUGCUCCGGCAAAGAAGAAGGUGAUUCUGGCACCUAAACCCAAAGCAAAGGAUUCUAGUCCAAAGAAGGAACAAAGAGUCUGUACCCCUUUUACUUCAGCUUGCAUUCCUGCUUCAAGUACCAGCACACCUGUCACUGCCCUGGCCAGUUCUAGCUGUAAUCCUACUCCAGAGACCAUCUGCCUAGAUGAUUCACUGGAUGAAGAUCUCUCCUUCAAUCCACCAUCAUUGGAAUCCAUUUCUGAUGUUCUGGCCGUUAUUAACAAUGGAGCCAAGAGUUCUCCUGUUGUGCCCUCUGUAGAGACACCAACUUCAAGACCUCGGCCUGGGCUGAGAGAAGAGAAGUUAGCAAGCAUAAUGAGCAAGUUACCUCUGUCAUCUUCAAAAAAGGUAGAAACUGUUCAAACACCACAUUCUUCAAGUCUUAUAGCUGGGCACACAGGACCAGGACCAAAGAAAUCCCAGGAUUUGCUUCAGACUGGUAUCUCUUCAGGCCUUAUUGCUGGGUCUUCAAUUCAGAAUCCCAAGGUUUCCUUGGAGCCCUUGCCAGCCAAGCUUCUGCAACAAGGAUUACAGAGGUCAAGCCAGAUUCAAGCUGCUUCCUCUUCCCAGGCCCAUAUUUCUUCCUCCUGUAAGAUCCAAGCCACAGCUUCCUCUGCUUCUCAGAGACCAAAGGAUACGUCUGUCCUUGUAUCGUCUUCAGAAGCCCACGGUUGUGGCUCUUCAGCAUUACAAAUAACAAAGGUUCACCAGCAGUCAGCUGCCCAACAAAAAUACGUGUCUCCUCUACAAGCAACUAUUAGUAAAUCUCACACCAAUCCUGUGGUGAAACUAAGUAGCAACCCUAAACUCUCUUGUUCUUCCCCAAUUACCAAGACAUCAGAUAAAUCAGUAGCAUACCGCCUUCCUUUGACUAACACCACGUCUGGUAGUAGUUCCCAGAUGGCUCACCCACUUGUGUCUCGGACAGCAUCCAGCACCUCUACCUCUAGUAACUAUUUAGCCAAGACCAUGGUAUCACAAGUUUCUGCCCAGGGUUUCAAGCCUCCUUUCUCCAUGGUUCCUUCCCCCAAACCUGCUGCCUCUCCUAAGCCCACAGCACCCAAGCCUUCUGUAACACCCAAACCUAUUGUGUCACCUAAACUAUCCUCAUCAAGGUCCACUUCAACACCCAAGCCUGUAUCAUCUUCCAGUUCUUCCAGUUCAAGUGCACUAGUAUCCCACAGUAGUCACUCUAGCAGCAACAAUUCCCUUCACAAACAGCCCAGUGGAGCAAAUGUCAGCAGGCAGUCUCCUACAAUUAAUUUACUGUCCUCUAACCGCACCUCAGGCCUUCAACCAGCAAAGAACCCUCAGGCUCCUUCAAAAUUGUCCAACUCUUCUGCCUCUGGAACUGUUGGCAAAAGCAACUUAAGUGGAGUUGGAAUGAAUGUACCUGUCAACAGAGGCAGCAAUCUUAAUUCAAGUGGAGCUAAUAGGACUAGUAUCUCUGGGGCAGCAGGAAGUGGAACACAGGGUGCUACUAAACAAUUGUCAACUCCACACAGACCAUCUUCUGCCUCAGGGUCUACAGUUAUACCAACCAGUGUGCAGUCAACAACAGGUGCAUCAUUACUGGCAAAUGCUUCACCUUUGACGCUCAUGACAUCACCCCUGUCUGUAACCAAUCAGAAUGUGACAUCUGCUCCAUUGGCUCCUUUUGGGAUGCUGGGUAGCCUUGUUCCUGUGACUGUGCCCUUUCAGUUCCCAUUGGAACUACUUGGCUUUGGAACAGACACAGCUGGAGUAACAACCAACUCGGGAUCUACCUCAGCGGCUUUCCACCACAGCCUAGCGCAGAAUUUACUGAAGAGUUUACCGCCUGGAGCUCAACAUGCAACAGCUCUGUCUCACACACCUCUGCCUGCUCACUUGCAGCAAGCUUAUACAGAUGGAGGCCAAAGUAAAGGGGACACUAAGUUACAGAGGAAAACCCAGUGAUGUCCUGAUGAGCAAGGGAGUUAAAGUGGUUCUGCUUUGCUGAUGGAGACUGACCAGUUGGGAAAGUGCUUACGCGGACACAGAGCUGCUGUUUCUGUCAAUGUUUACAUAUUCUGAUUCCAAGCACUGUGGUGAGGAGGAGGAGAAGAAAAAGAAAAGAAUACUUGAUCAAAGAGAGAAGGAAAAGGAGGAAAGUGUUCAUGUAAAAAUGGUUCAUAGUUUGAUAUCUCCUAAUGAAUUCCCAAAGCCUUUUAUCCUUUCUGAAUAGCUCAGAAAGGUUUGGCCAAAUAGGUUCAGUUGUCAAACCUACAGCAGCACAAACCUUCUUUCAGGCCGAUAUCUGAUAGAGGAUCUGUGAAAGGAAGCUAAAAUAGACAUCUCUAUCCAUCAUGCAAGUGAGGCCAUACAUCUGUUGUCCCCAGGGAAGCCUACAGUAUAUGCCAGUUAGGAACCGUCUGUACAGCUUUGGAUAAUGUGGCAUAUAAAGCAGAAAUUGUGAUUAUGUAGAAAAAGCAAGGAAGAAAGUAUUUUCUCCACACCAAGCUGAGGCCAUUUUGUCACUAUCUCUUUGAAGAGCCUAAAGAUUACAGACGGGGAGGAUUGUUCACCAUAGGUAAUGUCAUUGACCAGGGUAGAGUUUUUUCCCUCUCAAGAUGGGAGGAAGGGGAAAGUUGGAGGGUGUUCUGUAACUAUUCUUCAAUUUAACUUCAUAUACUCAAAUAUAAAAUGAGAACUUACUUGGCUUCAUCAGACCAGAUCUUGCUUUCAGUAUCUUCUGAAGAAAGUCUUUUCCUGCCCUUAAUCUUGCUGUAGUACUUCAGAGUUGCCUUAUUUUUCAUAAACAUCCAGAAAUCUCCAGUUCUGAUCCUUUGUGAAGAAAGUCUUGUCUCUGGUUCUUCUCCCACUUGUAAUAGCUCUAAAAAGUCUCACACUGUAUUGAUUUCCAGCUCACAAUAACUACAUGUAGCUUACUUUUGUACAGAGUCUUGCUUUUCUCAGUACUGUUCAAAGCCUUCUCCAAAGAGUAGUUGAGGUGCCUUCUGCCUUGGCUUAAAAUAUGUACCUCCAGCAUUCCUAAUACCUGCAUAGCUAGGAGGUAUAAAACCUGACCCCCUUGUUGCACAGGGACACAACUUCUAUGCUGACAUUCAGUUUUUGAUAGCAAUAUGUUAGAUAUUGGGGAAGCAAAUCUUGUAUUGCACUUCGUAAUUAUUACAGAAGGAAUAUUUGGAUCAAAAUAUAAUUUUGUUAAGAAAAAUCAAGAAGGCAUGAGACAUCGUGCUCUUCUGUAAAAAGUAUCUAUUUUCUCUCACUUAAAUCUGAUAUAUAACUAAAAUCUUAUUAAAACAUUUUGACCAGUCUAGCCUGAAAAAACUGAAAAAUCUAAGUAAUCUGAAAAUGAAGGCCAUUCUCCAAUAAAGGUAUAUGUGCAUGCAGGAGAACAUGUAUAGUUGGAGGUUUCUUGAAACUUCAACUGCAGAUUGGUUAAGCUACAGUUUAAGCAGACAAGCAGCUUGUCUGUUGAACAGUAUGAGUGGCUGCAUUAAAACUUCAGAGAAAUCUUUGACUCUUCAUAGUGUUCUACCCACAUACCUGUAUAGCUUUAUUGUAUAGUGGCCUAGAUCACACUUGCUGCUGCCUUCUACCAGACACAUUUUUUGUUUCCAGGUAUGUUCCUUCAUUUUAGAAAGCCAGAUAUGUUAUAUUUACUAAUUUAGAUUUCACACUAAUUCUAUAUGUAAAAAUAUACAUAUAUUUAAAUAAUAUAUAAUAUAAACACAGUAACUGAAUGUUGGGUUGAGCCCACUAAUAAAGAACUUUGCACAACAUCAUGGAAUGAAAAACUCAGUUAAAUAUUGAAUUUUACCAAAUACAAGGUAAACAAAAGACUUUUCUAAAAUAUUUCUUGUAGUUUGGUAGAAGAGACUACAAACUUGCCAUACUUAGUUCAGAAUAUAUUUGGCUGGUUCAUUCCCCCAAACCUUAGAGUCCCCAAACUAUUGGUAUAUUUUUUUCUCUUACUCAUUUUGCUGGCCCUUGAGAUAAAGGUAAAAAUAUCCUUGUUCACCACAGCAUAUAUUCCAUGCAUAAACAUUCAAAAUCUUACAUUCUCUGAAAGCUUGUUACUAUAGAGUUGGCUCUCCCUUGUAGCAAUUUAAAGCCUGCAUUGCGAAUUAAGUAUGUUUUUGAAUCCUUUUUUAUGUAUCUUGAAAGUGUGACUACGUUGAAAAAAUAAAAAUAAUAAACGCAGUUA